Molecule: messenger RNA, 4926 nt
Organism: Ictalurus punctatus (channel catfish)
Lineage: Eukaryota; Metazoa; Chordata; Actinopteri; Siluriformes; Ictaluridae
Gene: gpr176
Product: G protein-coupled receptor 176
Exons: 4
Coding region: 3062-4645 (527 amino acids)
Biological process (GO): G protein-coupled receptor signaling pathway
Cellular component (GO): plasma membrane
Molecular function (GO): G protein-coupled receptor activity
Source: RefSeq, a predicted model, not a curated record
GAAAUAAACGGCUGUAAGGCUGACGGAGGACUGGAGGACAUAAUCUGAGAUUCCUUAUCUCUAACACCUUCGUCGUACGUUGUAGCUUAAUAAACCGUUGUCUUUGUUUAUUUGACCCGGAGGACGAGAGUUACGCGUGUCCCGACGACGCGGUGAACCGACACAAAUCAACCAGAGACAUGAAUAUAAAACAUUUUACGGUUUAAAAAUAGUAGUUAAUAAGCCAUGACGUACGGUCCAGCCGACUCUAGCGCUGAAGAGUCUAGGACGUCGGAGGAUUGAGGAAUUGCGAAGGAUAAAUGAAGCUCGAAAGCCACAGACACAAGCAGGAACUGAAAAUAGCCGCGUUACACCUCUAUGACGCCGUCAACACCGAGCGUACCCGACAUCUGGUCAUGCGUACAUGCUGAAUCGGGACUAUUUAUCAAAAAUGAUCUUUAGAUUGUAUUUAAAAUGUACUUUUAGUCUCAAGAACUGGGAGAACUAGACACGUGGUUAAUACGACUUAUAAUCGAUCUCACGUGUCACACGUGAGAUGUUAAACGGAUUCGCGCAUUAACGUGGAAAACGAUAGGUAAAAAUAAUGGUGAGGUAUUUUAAUGAUUAUAUUUGAAGGUCAGGUGUCGGUGAGGCGGACUGGAGUGGGCACGUGGGUGCACGUGGGUCGCACUGAAGGAAACUUUCAAAUCACUUUUGUCUUCGUUUUUUCGUGCAUAUUUAUGAAUGGGGGGGGGGGGGGGGUUAGUAGAAGCAUUUCCUUUCGGUAUCACUGACGUCUGCUCUCCAGAGUGUGUAAGGAUCCCUUCGAGAGGUCACUUUACUUAAUCUGCACUACUUAUUGGAAAGGUCUGAAGAGUCUCCAGAGAUGAAAGUAUUUCCCCCUCUCACUGUAGGUCCAAUUUGUGACUCAUUAGCAUGCAGUAGCAUGUUUAGUCAGGUGUGUGAGGGGAAAAUGGAGCUCUGUUUAAAAAGCAUACAUCCCAACCGAACAAGCACGAAGAUGGUUAUAUGUUUAUAAAAGUCUCCGAUCUGAUCUGAAAUCUAAUAAUCAUUAAGGAGUACUAUAUAUUAUAAUGAGCUAAUUCCUCGUGAGCUCCACAGAGCACUGGUUAUGGACAUCACUCCAUUCAUUUGCCAUCCUGGAGAACAUUCGCUCCACAUACCCUGCCGAGACCAGUACACUCAGGUUGUAGAAGAUGAUUGACAGCAUAUUUAGGAAAUACAGCGAUCCACCCAUCCACUUGGCAGCCAUAUACAUGUCCUUGCAUCGAAGAGAACUGUGUGUACUUGAAGAGCUUAAGUCAUUAGUAGAAACCUAAAAAAAAAAAAAAAAAAACACUUACAUGUCAUUACUUGACACAGACAGAUUGUUAUUGCUGGACAAAACACGCCUACCAUUCAUUACAUAACCCAUAUGUGUGCUCUAUUUAGCCAAAAGUGCUAGUUUUGCUAAGCCAAUGGACUAUUUUUUACACUUCCACGUAAGCAAAAGCCGUGCAGUCACACACAAAAGAUAAAUAAAGUAAGUGUGAGACUGUUUUACUCUAUCCUAAGACAAGAUUCGUAACCGAACUCGCAGAAAAUGGAGCCCAACUCAAAUGGUAUGCCAACUUGAACUUCUCAAAAUAAUAAUAAUAAUAAUAAUAAUAAUAAUAAUAAUAAAUACAAUCAGAAAGUAGGCCUACACAGUGGUAUCUGUAAAAUAAUUCCAAAUCCAAGUCAGACAAUCUGAUCCAAUAUUACUAUCGCGACAUUUCAAGGCGUUUUAGUGUUUGAGUGCCAGCUGUCACAGUGUUUAAGAUUGUGCAUUACUAAUUACACCGACGUGCUGCUGAAUUCUGGAUUCCGAUUGGUCAGAUGGUAGUGCGGCUGCAGAUCACAGGUUUAUAUUAAUGCACCUGUUCUAACACUGUUUCUAUGGUAACAACUCCCCAUAGAAACACUUGGAUGAUGGACGCGCCACUUAAUAUAAAGUGGAUGGAAAUAAAUAAAUAAACAAACGGAUAAAUAAAUAAAUAACGUGUUAUGUAACGAAGAAAAAUAUACAAUCGCUUUUCUGGUCGUUCAUCCUCUCACUGUGAAGUUUUCUUUUCCGGAGAGACUUUUAUUGAACGUUUACGGAAGGAGUCUCCAGUGUCAGCGGACAUCUUCAGGGCAGAGGAGUCUCCGUGUGACACGCUGCAUUAUCUUCUACUUUUAUUUAUUUAUUUAUUUAUUUAUUUAUUUAUUUAUUUAUCUGAUUAACUGAGAGAGAGAGAGAGAGAGAGAGAGAGAAGAGAAGCCGGUGAGAGAACGAUUGUUUGUCUGUGUUAUAACUGAACAUGAAAUGAUGAUAUAAACAGAUUUAAAAAAAAUAAAUAAAUAAAAAAGUACACUAUAUUGUAAUUGUUUUAAUACAUAAAAAUGUGUGAAACUGCUGUGGUAUAAAAGGAAUAAAACACUUCGGGACGUGCUGACACUGGUAACACCACGCCAUUCCUUCAGCGUGGUGUAUUCAUUGCUGUUUUAUCUUGGGUAUUUUUUCUUCCAUGUCACUCAUAAGCGUGUUCAGUGUAGAUUAAUAAUCCACCGACUGGAUCAUUAUGGCUGAGCUGGACUCCAGGCUUGCACACCUGGUCUCUGUAGCUCUGAACAGAGAAGCUGUUUGUGUUGAGAGUUCCUGAUGGGAGCUCAUUUGUGGAGGAGGAGGAGUCUCUCUGUGGUGUCCUGCUCCUCCUCUACAUCACUCCUGUACACUAUUCAGAAAGCACUCCUCCUCAUUUGGAUGAAACAGCACCUCCUGUCCUCUCUCCUCUCUCCUCUCCUCUUCAGUACCUCUUCUGGAUUUGACAAUAAGGGCUGUGAGAGGUGGACCAUAUAACGAAGGGGGAAAUAAUGGGGCUGUUCCAGACAUCCGCGGGUUAAUAUGGACAUUACUGACAUUACGUGCACUUCAGUGAUCCUCGCUGAAGCGUUUCUGCAUCGUUGCGCACAGAAGCGCACACCGCGGCGGGGUCUCCGCGUCCCCAGCGCCGCUCUCAUGAUGGACGUCUGGCAGCUUCACCAGGCAUGAAGCAGCAACAUGGACGUAGACGCUUGGGUUUCUCUCACCGAGAACGUGACGUGGAGGUCACCGGGCUCCCCGAGCCUCUCCCCGGGGUUGGUGAACUCCAGCUCGGCGGUGAGCGUGUGGAGAGACGCGGAGCGGCCGGAAGAGAGAGCGUACCGAGACUUCGCCAUCUCCGCUCAGCUCCUCAUCCUCGCUGGGUCUCUGUUAGGCAAUGCGGCCGUGCUGUGGUGCACCUGCUGCACCAACGUCUUCAAGACAGUCACCGGACGCUUCAUUAAGACCCUGGCCUGCUCGGGAAUCUGCGCCAGCCUGGUGUGCGUGCCGUUCGACGUGCUCCUGAACGCCAGCCCUCGCUGCUGCCUCUGGAUCCACACGCCAAUGAUCUGUCGAACCAUCAAGUUCCUGCACAGGCUCUUCUGUUCGGUCACCGUGCUCAGCUUUGCUGCCAUCGCUCUGGACAGGUACUAUUCCGUGCUGUAUCCACUUGAGAGAAAAAUAUCAGACGCCAAAUCCAGAGACUUGAUCACAUACGUAUGGGUUCACGCUCUCGUGGCUAGCAUUCCCGUAUUCGCUGUCAGUAACGUCACCGACGUCUACGCCACCUCCACCUGCUCCGAAGGGUACUCUUUAGGCCACCUUGUUUACAUGGUGCUCUACAAUGUGACUACUGUGAUCUUACCCCUAGUGGCUGUGUUUGUAGCCAUGGCACUGAUCCGGCGGGCGCUGAGCACCAGUCAGAAGAAGAAGGUGAUCAUCGCGGCGCUGCGGACGCCGCAGAGCAGCGUCUCCAUCCCGUAUGUGUCUCAGCGUGAGGCUGAGCUUCACGCCACAUUGCUUGCAAUCGUCCUGGCCUUUGUGCUCUGUAGCGCGCCGUACAUCGUGCUGUUGGCAUACUGGGCACUUCCAAGCAUUGGCCAGGCCUCUCAGUGGCUGCGUCUAACUGCCAUCUGGCUGCCCAAAGUGUCUCUAUUCACCAACCCGCUGUUUUUAGUGAUGGUGAACCGGUCAGCACGGCGCCGCCUGCUGGACGCGCUGGCACACAUGCAGCGUCGCUACAGCCGGAGGAACAACUCGAUCGGUGUCGGAACAGCACCCGAGGCUGGAGCGCUGGGUGGGGAGGUGCUCGCCCGCUCAGGCAGCCAGCUGCUUGAAAUGUUCAACAUUGGCCAACGCCAGAUCUUCAGGCCAAACGAAGAGGAGGACGAAGAAGAGGUGAACGAAAUCGCAGCGGUAGCCAAGUUCCAGCCCAGACCUGAACAAGGGGCUGCAGCUUCAGUAGGAAUGGCAGGAGAAGGAGGGAAGGAAGAGGGUUUAGCUCUGCCAAAACAUUCCCCUAUUCAAUACUGUGCAUACUCAUCCUCACAGGUAGCUCCUGCCACACCGACUGACCCUGAAGAUGCCUCCCAGUUCGGGUUCGGUCCAUUCGAGCUGCCCCCACAGUGGCUUCCUGAAACCAGAAACAGCAAGAAAAGACUGCUGCCUCCGUUGGGUAACACUCCCGAGGAGCUGAUCCAGACCAAACAGUCCAGAGCGCGACCCGAGAGGCGCAUCAGCAGGAACAACAAAGUCAGCACCUUCCCCACUGUGGACCCCUGAGACCCUCGCCAAGCACCAUGAACAAAUCUAUAUAAAAUGUAAAGUAAUAAUUUAAAAAAAAAGCAACAACCUCGAUUUGUUUUUUUAAACAAAAUGCCAUUCUUUGCCAGCAGGAGAGGGAUCUUUUGAUUGUGCUGUAUGUAGCUAGACGUUAGCUAAUCUCAGGCUCCAGAAAACUGUUAAGGGAAUGAGUUGCUCUUUUACAGAAAUGACAGAAUUUCUAACGAAUUGUAUAGAAUUAAGCUCACUGUAUUUGGAAAUAAAAAAAAAACGACCUGAAA